AUGAGCUCACUUAAAAUCGAAAGCCUAUUCGGUGUUCAAGGUCGGGUGGCAGUGAUAACGGGUGGAAGCCAAGGACUCGGCGAAAGUUGCGUACAUCAAGCUCUUAGUGCUCUAGCGCGUGCCUGGGUGGUCAAUGGAGGACAUGCGCUCAUUACUUCUCGGACCGAGGAGACUCUCUCGAAGCUUUGCAAAGAGCUAAACCAGUGCGGUCCUGGAAAGGCUGAGUAUGUCGUGGGCGACCUGUCCUCCAAAGCCGGCUGUCUUGCCGUGUGCACAGAGAUCAAAAAGAGAUUCCAGAAAAUCCACGUCCUGGUUAAUAAUGCUGGCACUGUACUCUCUGCCCCUUUUGAUGAUGUUCCCGAGAAGGAAGGUUGGGACGAUGUUUUUGACUUGAAUGUAAAGGCUGUGUUUUUUAUGACAUCGCAACUCACUCCGGAGCUAGCAAAAGACGCAACAAACCUAGAUCCAGGAAGAGUAGUGGUAAUAUCCUCAGCAGCCGCCUUCAACACCAACACCGAGCCACUACGUGCUUUCGGGAUCAGUGGCAAAGGGACUUGGUCUUACAAAGCUAGUAAGGCUGCCGCCGUCUCAUUAUCCACCACCUUGGCUGUCACACUGGGACCGAAGCUUAUCACGGUUAAUACCAUUUGCCCGGGUUUCUACCGUUCCAACAUGACAAAGCCGUUCUUUGAUAAGGUGGGAGACUCGAUUGAAAAGGAGCAUCCAAUGGGUCGAAGCGGAACGCCUGAGGAUAUUGCCGGUGUAUUUUUGUUUUUGACCAGUAGAGCUGGCGCUCAUGUGUCUGCCAAUUAUAUCUUAUCGGAUGGCGGGUCUAUUGCUGCUGGAAAAUUCACUUGA
This is a messenger RNA of Puccinia graminis f. sp. tritici CRL 75-36-700-3, 858 nucleotides long. RefSeq lists its product as uncharacterized. Lineage: Eukaryota; Fungi; Basidiomycota; Pucciniomycetes; Pucciniales; Pucciniaceae. The record is from RefSeq and is a predicted model, not a curated record. The transcript has 10 exons. The coding region runs from base 1 to 858 and encodes 285 amino acids.